Messenger RNA from Erpetoichthys calabaricus (reedfish), 2841 nucleotides. RefSeq names its product poly(A)-specific ribonuclease (deadenylation nuclease) (gene parn). Gene Ontology annotation, cellular component: nucleus; cytoplasm. The record is from RefSeq and is a predicted model, not a curated record. Bases 78 to 1772 code for a protein of 564 amino acids. Gene Ontology annotation, biological process: nuclear-transcribed mRNA poly(A) tail shortening. Gene Ontology annotation, molecular function: RNA binding; metal ion binding; poly(A)-specific ribonuclease activity. Lineage: Eukaryota; Metazoa; Chordata; Cladistia; Polypteriformes; Polypteridae. The transcript has 24 exons.
AAAAGGGGUUAAAGGGCGGAGCUGAGAAGUAAGCGAGUGAGUGAGCGAGCGAGCCAGUUGUUUGUGUUUUUGCAGGGAUGGAGGUAACAAGGAAAAAUUUUAAAGAGAGUUUAGACACGAUUUACAGCGCAAUUGAAGAAGCUGAUUUUCUAGCAAUAGACGGAGAAUUUUCAGGCAUUAGUGAUGGUCCUUCAGUUAGCACAUUAACAAAUGGCCUGGACACACCAGAAGAACGGUAUCAUAAGCUAAGAAAGCAUUCCAUGGACUUUCUGCUUUUUCAGUUUGGUCUUUGUACAUUUAAAUAUGACCACACAGAAGUCAAAUACAUUAUGAAAUCAUUUAAUUUUUAUGUUUUCCCAAAGCCAUUUAAUAAAAAUUCUCCAGAUGUAAAAUUUGUUUGUCAGAGUUCAAGCAUAGAUUUUUUGGCAAGCCAAGGAUUUGACUUCAACAAAGUGUUCUGUAUUGGAAUCCCAUACUUAAACCAAGAAGAAGAGAGGCUAGUGCGAGAACAAUAUGAUGAAAGGCGGUCUCAGUCAAAUGGUGUUGGAACACCAUCCUUUAUCUCCCCUAAUUCAAGCAAGGGGCCAGUUAUUGUACCAGAGGAGCACAAAGUCUUUAUAGAGAAAGUAAUCGAGAAGGUUGAAGACUUGCUGCAUACAGAAAAAAACAGUGUACAUUUGGAGCCCUGUACUGCAUUUCAGAGGAAGUUAAUUUAUCAGACUUUGAACUGGAAAUACCCCAAAGGCGUUCACGUGGAAACUGUGGAGACCAAGCAGAAAGAGAGAUCCAUCUUAGUCAGUAAAGUGGAUGAAGAGGAAAGAAAAAAGAGGGAGAAGGAAAAACAAGAAAAAGAACAGGAAGAACUUAAUGAUUCAGUGGGGUUUUCUAGGGUUGUACAUGCAAUAUCCAAGUCGGGUAAGCUUGUUGUGGGUCAUAAUAUGCUGUUGGAUGUAAUGCAUACUAUCAACCAGUUUUACUGUCCUCUGCCAGAGGAUCUGAAUGAAUUUAAAGAAGUCACAACUUGUGUGUUUCCCAGACUUUUGGACACAAAACUAAUGGCAUCGACACAUCCAUUUAAGGAGCUUAUUAACAACACCUCACUUGCAGAACUGGAAAAGAGAUUAAAAGAAACACCAUUUAUUUCCCCUAAAGUUGAAAGUGCAGAAGGAUUCCCAAGUUACAACACUGCUUCUGAGCAACUUCAUGAGGCAGGCUAUGAUGCUUAUAUAACUGGACUUUGUUUCAUCUCCAUGGCCAACUUUUUAGGUACAUUUCUCAGUCCUCCAAAGCAACAUAUUUCAGCGCGAUCAAAGCUUAUUGAACCCUUUUUUAACAAAUUGUUCCUCAUGAGAGUCAUAGAUAUCCCUUAUCUCAACUUAAGUGGACCUGACUUGCAGCCAAAAAGGGAUCAUGUCUUGUAUGUCACAUUUCCCAAAGAAUGGAAGACCAGUGACCUAUAUCAGCUUUUUAGUGCUUAUGGUAAUAUCCAAGUAUCAUGGAUUGACGAUACGUCUGCAUUUGUGUCCCUAAGCCAGGCAGAUCAGGUGCAAAUUGCUGUCAACACCAGUCGUUACGCAGAAAGCUAUCGGAUUCAGACCUAUGCAGAGUAUGUUGAAACACGAAUGGAGGAAAAACGGGCAAAAAGAAAAUGGUCAGAGGACAGCUGGAAAGAAGUGGAGAGGAAGAGGUUAAAAGUACAGUAUGCUGCUUCAUUGUCCACUUCACCAAGCUAUGGCUUCCCUAGAAAAGGCACUCCAGGAAAGAGAGCAUGAGUCCCAUCCAGGAAGAGCAGGUCUCUGAUGAAAUGGAAGAAGGAGAGAUCCAAGGUAGUGAUGAAAGUGGUGCCAGUAAUUGGACAAGCACUUCACCAGCCCACACCAAAAGCACAAGGAAACACAAGAAACUCAAAACUGAAGCAGUUACGUCAUCUGAAUUAUUUGAAGUCCCACAAGUCUGGUAAUGUGACAGCUAUGCUGCAAAUGCAAACUUUGUGAUAAAGGUUUAGCAGCAUUUCUAAAGCCAUAAAAAAUACCUGUGUUGCCGAAAUGGUAAUUGUGGCCCAUGGCUAGCCAUUAUGUUCUCAUUGUUUUUUUCUUUCUGUUUUUGAAGAAUAUGUACAUUUAAGAAAUUGGUAUAUAUUCCUUUCCAAUUGUAUGCAACUACUCCAACAGUGCUGAUCAAAAAAGUGAAUAAAUAAAUUGAAUCCUUGGAAGACUGUUUAAUAACAGGUGCAGCUGGUGUUGAAUUCUUAAUUUAUGCAAGAAAAUCAGUACUGCUGUGUAUUGUAAAAAUACUUUUAUGGCUUCACUUUGUUUGUUAAAUUUAUUUUAAAUUUUAAUUUUCUCUGUACACUCUUGGCAAAAUUGUAAAAAUGCCACUAUAGUAUAUGCUGUCAUAGGUUAAAGUAAUCUGGUUCACAACCAGUCGAUUUCUUAGAAUAUUUUCCACCUGUAACUUUUUUUUUUAACCAACAUUGUGUGUUGAAAGAAAAAAAAAUGACCAUCUUGACACUCAUAAUUUAUCUUUUUCCCCACAUUAUUCCUAACUACAUUUUGAAAGAAGCUCACUGAAGUGUGUCUGCUAUUUAAAUGUAAUGUCUUUCUGUGGUCAUUUUUGACAAUUGUAUGUUUGUUUUCUAAGUUUAAUAUUGUAAUGAACUUCUCACUGGUACCAUCCUCAGCCAAUUAAAGCAAUGUUUGCCAGGUGAAAGUAAUGUAAAUGUUCAACAAUUAUGGUGAAAGCUUUAUAUGAUAAUGUAAGCUUUUUGUAUCAUACCAAUUAAAAUGAAUUCCUGUAAGUCAUGAUUUGGGUUGGUGGGGAAUUAAAUGCUUUUUCUUACUA